This is a messenger RNA of Pseudogymnoascus destructans, 2713 nucleotides long. RefSeq lists its product as uncharacterized. The record is from RefSeq and is a predicted model, not a curated record. NCBI's taxonomy places the organism in Eukaryota, Fungi, Ascomycota, Leotiomycetes, Thelebolales, Thelebolaceae. The transcript is spliced from 2 exons. The coding region runs from base 651 to 2429 and encodes 592 amino acids.
GCUCUUUGGUAGCUGUUGGCGGCUCCUUCUGGGAGAGGGUGUGGAAGGAGAGGAGUGGUGGUGGGUGGUUGGGUGAAUGUGUGUGUGAAGGCAGGAGCUAUGGUGGAGGGAGGCUCUUGCCGUUUUAUGAGGGGUUGUGGUGGGAAGGCACGAGGUGAAAGGGGGGGCGGGACGUUCUUUCCGCCUAUCUAGGUGUAUUGGACGCGCCUGCCUUUUGUGCGUUGGGUUUGUUUGUGGGAUGCACUUCCAUUCUUUAUAGAAAUAGUAUGAGGUUUAUGGGAUAUUCUUGCCUUUUAUGUCUUGGAUGCGGCUGCCUCCAUGACAGGACGCGCCUGCCUUUCAUGCUAGGCGCACCGUAUUCAAAAGGGUUUAUAGUAGACUUGCCAGAUUCACAAAGGUGGCAGUCACCACCCUCACGCCUUCCUCAGAACCAGCAUGGAACCCAGCAGGGCAUUCCUGCCUUUCACGCCUUAGACGCGCCUGCCCAUCAUGCCAGACUCACCAGCUUCACAAAGCCGGCAGUCACCACCUCCCUCGCGUCUUCCCAAUAGGCCUCCCUCCCCCACGCCACGGAAUCUAGAUGAUCCAGACCCCGCCGCGUAACCCGCGAUGCCAUCUCCAGCCCGACGACAGGGGCCCAGACACACCAAAUGGCGGCACCACGACCCUCAAAAUUCGUCCAGCUCAGGCUCCCCAGUGGCGACCUCCCCAGCCCCCCAAGAAUAGUUCUCCCCGGGAUAGAAGAAGACGAGGAAGAUUGGGCGCUCCCUCCCCGCGCGUCACGGCAAGCCGACAUCCCUACCUUCAGGAGGCCCGAGCAGGCCUCCGCAUUCCCGUUCCCGCCGGCGAAUGAGAUCCCGCCAGGAGCGUAUGGCCAGUUGCGCGCGCAGCAGGGGAUUGCGCUACAGCCGAGGGAUUUGCUCCGUGUCAGUGGUAGUAUUCCACGGUGGGAUUAUGGACGGAUUGCUGAUGAGGAAAGGCUGGGGCCGUUGCAAUAUGAGUGGGAAGAGGAGGAGGAGGGCGUGGAGCCUUGGCCUGAUAUUGCUCCGUUCCAGGGACCGGCAGAAGGAUCGCUGGCUGGGUGGAUCGCAAUGUACGGGAAGAGAAUGGGCGAGAUCCUCGACCCUGUGCCCCCACAGUCGCAGGCAGGCGAGGCUGGUUCCCCUCUACCAGACUUCUUCGACCCAAUCUUCGUCGAGCCGUUUGUUGAAAUCCAGCAUAUACCUCUUCUCAUCGAGGCCUUUAAACCCGUCGACCCACUCGCCCCGCUCACCCUCCCAACCGUGAUACCACGCCCCAGGCGAUUCUACCGCGUUCAACACUCGGCUGCUGUCGACCAGCACGGCAACGAGACAUUACCCCCUUCACGAACACGCGAUAGCACUGUCCUCGGCUUUAGCGCGGAGAACAUCUUCCCGCCCCCCUUUGAGCGGCGCAUCAAUAGGGCGAAUCUGGAGCGCGCGCUUGACCCGAUGAAUGUUCAGCCCACGAGCCUGGUCGCGCUGUAUUCCAAUUACGGAGCUGCAAUGUUUGAUUUCGAGAUGCACCACCAAGUGGAGUGCGCAGACGUGUACAUUGCGCACAUUGCGGCAGAGACGUUCAGGUACGGCAUAAUCCCAGUGAUGGUUACCCUGCCGGGCUUAAACGAGGCGCAGGAGGUGCACCUGCCGGCGCUGGGACUUGAGGAGCCGCGAGUACUCCUAUUCUCUGUGCUGUCGUGCUUGGAGAUCCUGGGAAUCGAGACGGAGAUGACGGUUGAUGGUGUCUGGUUUGCGAUUGAUUCGGUGCCGGCGCAGUUUAUUGAGCGCAGGGAGGCGAGGGGAGUUCCGCUGGAUUGGGCAAGGAGAGAUGCCUGGUGGGCAAGGCCUGGGGCUGGGCAGCCGUGGGAGGAGUGGGGGGAGGAGGGGAUGGCGAGGUUUGGUGUUGACGGCGUGGAGGUUGUGGACGACAGACCCCCUCUUGAUGAAGACAUGCCUAGUCCCGACUAUCCGCAUGCGCUGCCGAUACCUGUGGAUGAGGAGGAACGGAAUAGGUCGAGAAGCCCGUCGUCGUUUGUGGAUGAUGAGACACCGGAUAAUGUGAGGACCGCGUCAAUGCUUGAAGGUGAGACCCCCGAUACGACUAGGAGCCCAGACGUGCCAAGGGCAGUGCAGGCAAGCGCCGGUCCAAGUGCGGCGGCAAGUGCAAGGGCCAGUGCUGCGAGGGUAACAGAGUCAUCGGAGGAGAAUGAAAACGUCGAAGAUGGGGGCGAAAACGAAGAGAAGGAGAGCACUUGGAAGACAGAACUGACGGAUCUAAUCAAUGAAGAGCUGGAUACCGUUAUGGGUGGUGCAGGAGAUGCGGCAGAUGCUCUGAGGAGCCCAUCUCUUAGGUAUGCACUACGUGGGCACGGCGGGUUGUUCAUUUACGAUAGCCAAUGGAUGUGGUGAGGUGUUGUGUUGGAUUGCUGAGUUUUGUAUAAUGAAAAUUGGAUAGGGUUGGAAACACGCUUGGAAACUCGGAAUACUACCCUUUAUCCCACUUACAGAGCCUGUAAACCUAUCGCCUCUCACCGGCUCUAUGAAGCUCAAUGCUAUGGAGAGUGACUGUCGUCGUUAUCAAAUUAUGGUUUUGAAGUGUGGCUCAAUCGGCUUACGCAAGGUUACCAGGAUGAUACAAGUACGUAAACUCACCAAUCGAACAUCAUAACUUACCAAAAAAUGUACGUACGUAG